This is a messenger RNA of Leptosomus discolor (cuckoo roller), 354 nucleotides long. RefSeq names its product purine rich element binding protein A (gene PURA). Gene Ontology annotation, biological process: regulation of transcription by RNA polymerase II. Lineage: Eukaryota; Metazoa; Chordata; Aves; Leptosomiformes; Leptosomidae. Gene Ontology annotation, cellular component: nucleus. The record is from RefSeq and is a predicted model, not a curated record. Gene Ontology annotation, molecular function: DNA-binding transcription factor activity, RNA polymerase II-specific; purine-rich negative regulatory element binding; RNA polymerase II transcription regulatory region sequence-specific DNA binding.
CCCCGGCGGGCGCUGAAGAGCGAGUUCCUGGUGCGGGAGAACCGCAAGUACUACAUGGAUCUGAAGGAGAACCAGCGCGGGCGCUUCCUCCGCGUCCGCCAGACCGUCAACCGCGGCCCGGGGCUGGGCUCCACGCAGGGCCAGACCAUCGCCCUGCCGGCCCAGGGCCUCAUCGAGUUCCGCGACGCCCUGGCCAAGCUCAUCGACGACUACGGGGUGGAGGAGGAGCCGGCCGAGCUGCCCGAGGGCACCUCCUUGACUGUGGACAACAAGCGCUUCUUCUUCGACGUGGGCUCCAACAAGUACGGCGUCUUCAUGCGGGUGAGCGAGGUGAAGCCCACCUACCGCAACUCC